Molecule: messenger RNA, 876 nt
Organism: Hirsutella rhossiliensis
Lineage: Eukaryota; Fungi; Ascomycota; Sordariomycetes; Hypocreales; Ophiocordycipitaceae
Exons: 3
Coding region: 1-876 (291 amino acids)
Source: RefSeq, a predicted model, not a curated record
AUGUCCGGUCUUGAAGUGCUUGCGGCCUUCGGGCUAGCAUGCAACGUCAUGCAGGUGAUUGGCUUCGUCCACGAGGGGGUCCAAGUCGGCAAGACCAUCUACGACACCGGGUGCCUGGACCCCAGCCUCGCCGACGCCACUGAUUGCCUGGCCAAGGGCUUGGAGGAUUUGAAGAGGUCGUUGGAAACGACACCGAAACCCCUCAACAGAGACGAGCAGGAGUUGCUCGACGUUGCCAUGGGGAGCCUUGACACGGCAACGGGCUUGAAGGCCGAGCUGGACAAGAUCGCAGGCGUUGCGUCUAAGAGCAAGCAAUCUGCUGCGCUCCGUGGGUGGUUAAGAACGAUCAUGGGAGGUAAGAGGAGGAUCGAGAAGCUAGAAAAGGCGAUGCGCUCUCGACGGGAGGUUCUCGAAAGCCGGCUCCUGCUUCGAGUUUGUAACAAGAGCGACGCUAUUCUUAUCCAGCAGCAAAAUGACUUUGACGAGCUAGAUACGAUUCUGCGAGGCUUCGUCCAAGCCUGUGGCCGUGGGCAGACCUCGCUCGACAAGCUCAUCCGAAACGAGUCGACGUCAGUCAAAGCGCACAUCCGCAGCGAGACGGCUCACCUACAGCACUCUUUGAAUACCAGCAUCGUCGCCGAGUCCGGCAGAGUUCAGGGCCAUGUCUCUUCUCGCUUAGAGGAAUUAACGCUAAGGGAAACCGAAAAACAGGAGCAUGAAAGACUGCUGGGGAGUCUGCGAUACGAAACCAUGAAUGAACGUCGAAACCAGAUCCAGAGUUGUCACCAAGGCACUUUUCAGUGGAUCUUCCACUCGAGGAAAGACGACGACCGCGAGUUCGCGUCCCGUGAGAGUCAAGAUGGUGGUGAGGUAUGA